CCAAGGUUGACGUUGACCUGGAACCUCACAGCCUUCCGUACUCUACUUCCCAUGCAUGGAUUUGGUUCUUCACGUUGCCCAGGAAUACCGACGACAGGGUCGCACACUCGGAUGGCUCCUGAGCAAUAAUAACCGUAACGCAGGUGAUAGGCCUCCCUAGCUGGCAGCAUUAGACCCCGCCCUGUCUAAUUGUAGUACCAAUGAGCUUCCAUGCUACCCCACCCGAGCUUCGAGCUGCAGGAACUGCAACCCCGCCUCGGCAGUACCAAUUGUCGGAUGAGCAGGAAAACCAUGGGGGGAGGGGAAAAACAAUCACUGCGGCGUCGAGAUCGGUUGGAAAUCAUUCUGUAGGAUUUCCCAACCUUGAAGCUCCAGCCCUGGGUCCAGCACACACAACAUCAUGUCUAUGCCAGUCGCGGUAGUCACAGGUGCAGCGUCAGGCAUCGGCCUGGCUCUCACCAAGCACCUCCUCUCUCGCGGCUACCGCGUUGCCAUGGCCGAUUUCAACAAAACCGAGGGUGAGAAGCAAUCGGCCGAGCUGGGGGAGAACACGCUGUUCAGGCACACAGAUGUCUCGUCGUACGAGGAUCAGGCCGCGCUAUUCAAGGCCGCAUUCGAAUGGGGAGGCCGGCGCCUUGAUGUCUUGUGCGCCAAUGCCGGCAUAGCCGACACCCAGAACCUGUUCGAAACCGGCAGCCCGGUCCGGGACGACGGCACCCUGGAGCCGCUGGACCUCCAGACAAUCCGGGUGGACUUGGAUGCUCCCAUCCAAGGCGUGUGGUUGUUCAAGCACUAUGCACGCCAGAACGCGGUGCCAGGCGGGAAGGUGAUGAUAACGUCUUCGGCGGCAGGUUUCUAUCCGAUGCCUACGAAUCCUCUCUAUGCUGCCGCAAAGCACGCGUUGGUGGGCUUCACUCGCUCGUGCGGUAGCGACAGCCCCUUCGCAAAGGAGAACAUCACCGUCAACUGCAUCUGUCCGGCAUUUAUCGCCACAAACCUCUGUCCGCCGCACAUGCUAGGGCUGUUUCCGAAGGAACAUAUCACGCCCAUGUCUACCGCCACCAAGGCCUUGGACACCUUUUUGGACGACGACUCGAUGACUGGGCAGUGCGUGGAGUUGAGCCUGGAUCAAUUGUAUUUUAGGGACAAGAUUGAUUACCCCAAUGAGAGCCAGAGAUGGCUUGGGCAAGAGUCUAAGAAGUUCUGGGAGGACGCAUAUAAGAACUAGC
This is a messenger RNA of Phialemonium atrogriseum, 1229 nucleotides long. RefSeq lists its product as uncharacterized. Gene Ontology annotation, cellular component: cytoplasm. The record is from RefSeq and is a predicted model, not a curated record. Gene Ontology annotation, molecular function: oxidoreductase activity, acting on the CH-OH group of donors, NAD or NADP as acceptor. The coding region runs from base 401 to 1228 and encodes 275 amino acids. NCBI's taxonomy places the organism in Eukaryota, Fungi, Ascomycota, Sordariomycetes, Cephalothecales, Cephalothecaceae. The transcript has 2 exons.